This is a messenger RNA of Paramecium octaurelia, 1120 nucleotides long. The record is from the annotation of a GenBank genome assembly. Lineage: Eukaryota; Ciliophora; Oligohymenophorea; Peniculida; Parameciidae.
UUUAUGAGCAAUAAUUUAUUCAACGUACUCAACUUCUCUGACACCGAAGAAGCCCCAGAAUAAUAAUAGAAAAAGUCUAAGAAAAAUAAUAACAACAAGGAAUAGGUUAUUCCAGUUGAGUAAGUACAAAAAGAAAAUACUAAACAUGAUAAUCCCGCUCCUAAAAACAAAGGCGUGCCUGCUGAGCCACACCCAAAGGAUAGAUAGUCUGGCACUGGAAGAGGCAAAGAACAACGAAAAGAGGGCGGAGGCAGAAACAAUUGGGGAAAUUACAAAGAUGACCUUAAAGAAGAAAAAUAUAUUGCAAAAGAGAAAAAGCCUUAGGAUGCACCAACAGAGGAAUAAAACGAAUAAACAACACAACCAGUUUAACCUCCUGCCCCUGAAAAGACACUUGCUGAUUAUUACUAAUAAAGAGGAGCUGUAAUGAUAUUUACUAUUAAUUUAGAAUGUUGAAGAUGUUCUCAAGAAGACUGAGACCAAACCACAAGUGACCAAGCAAAUAGACGAAGAGGCAUUGAAAAAGGAUAAGCUUUUUGUUAUGAAAACAAGAGAAGACGAAAAAAAACAAUAAGAACAAAAGUAGAAAAAAACAAGACAAUAAUAACCAUAUAGAAGUGAAUUAAACACUUAAGCAGCUGAGUACUUGGGAUUCACAAAUCAAACAUAAGAGCCUGAAAGAAAGAAUGAAAGAAGAGGAGAAAGAAGAUAAUAAGAUAAAUAAGAACCAGUUUAAGAAUAAUAAUAAUAAUAAUAAAGUGAAACUUAAGUUUAAGAAGAAAAAGGAGAAAGAAAGGAAAGAGGUGACAGAUAAGACAGACAAGACAGAUAAGAUAGAGGACCCAGAUAAAACAAAGGAUAUAAGGGAGAUAGAUAAGAUAGACCAUAACAUGACAGAUAACACAGAGAUAACAACACAAGAGAUCAAUAAAGAGGAGAUAAACACAGAAAGGGAGAUGAUAAUAGAUAAGAAAAGAGACCUCAAUAAAGAUAAUAAGUAUUAUCAUUAAUUAAUUGUUUUAGGAAUAAGGAAUUCAAUUGGAUGACAAGGAUUUCCCAUCUUUAUGAGUGUGAUGAGUAUUAUAUAUUGGUCAUUAUUUAAAAUAUUUAUAAAUUAAAU